Molecule: messenger RNA, 2428 nt
Organism: Siniperca chuatsi (mandarin fish)
Lineage: Eukaryota; Metazoa; Chordata; Actinopteri; Centrarchiformes; Sinipercidae
Exons: 11
Coding region: 138-1688 (516 amino acids)
Source: RefSeq, a predicted model, not a curated record
AUCAUCGCCCUAAAUAAAAGAAGGGGACCAAUGCCCAUGCGCGCUCUGCAGAGGACGUUGUUAUCCUCUUAUCCCCAUUCACAUAAACAUUCAUAAAUAUCCAUCGGUGGAUCUCUUCACACAUCCUGCAGGAGAAGAUGUCCGCCUCUGUCCUACUCACUGCCCUUUUUACCCUUCCUCUUGCUGUGGGUUGGGUCGUACUGGGUGAAAGAGAAGAAGUCCAGAAGGUGUGUGCCGGGAAGGAAUUUCAUCUGCCCGUGUACUCGACAUCCAGGAUGGUGACAUUUACACCAAACCCUGAGGGACCGAGGCGCAUCCUGCUGGACAGAACCAUUGUAAAGGACCCACGGUUCGAGUGGACCAGAGAUAAGAUGUUAGUCCUGAAAGAAGUGACUCAUGAUGAUCAGGGACUUUACGCCAUCAAACUGUCCUCUGGAUUCACCUACGAGACUGUUCGUUUGACUGUUUCAGAAUGCAUUAAGUCCUACCACAGAAACUACGGGGAUAACUUUGAGCACAGCAUCCCUGAAAAUGGCUCCCUACUGGAGUUUUCUCCCCAGGGUGCUCCACCUGAGGCCAUGCCAGUUGUGCUAUGGAAUCGGACGGACCCCGAGACCAGCGAUGCUGGCCGGGGGCGGCUGCUGCGGGGCGGGAAGGUCUGGGUGGCCGAGAGAGUGACGCAAGCAGACCAAGGCAACUACACUAUGAGAGACGGCAAGGGGAAAGUCGUGUCCCGCAGCACCCUCACAGUCCGCGGGCGCUCCUUCAAUGUCACCCGCUUCACCAAGGAGUCUCUAAACCUGCCCCUCUUUCUUCCCGUCCCUCGUGCUCACCUCAUUUUUACCCCCACCCGAUACCCUGACGAAUCCUCCCUGGGCCCUUUUGACCCCAAGCCCCCCCGUGGCCCUGUGCAGCUGAUCCGCGAGGGCCAUAUAAUGGACCAUGACAUGCGCUACAGGGGCCUCAUCUCUCUGGGCAGGAACGGCACCAUCAGUGAGGUUGUCAUAACGAGGCUGACCUCAAGGCAUGAUGGGGUGUAUGAAAUUAGAGAUGGGGAUGGAAACCUGGUAUCCUCCACCUUGUUGCAGGUGAUCGAAAAGGGAGGCAGAUGGCGAGGACUUCUCAAGUCCAUCACUGUCCCUUCUGGCAUGUUUGUGUCAUUGGCUGGUUUCAUCCUGUUCAUGAAGCGAUACCCGAACUGCAGCCUCUCGCAGAUCAUCACUGGGCUCAGAGCAAACCGCACGCCACCAGCCAACCCUCCGAGGGUCAACAUCCAGGACUACGGCCAGCCCAGCCCUCAGCCAUCAGGUCUCUACAGUCACUCUCAGCAGCCUGGAACACCAAGAAAAUGGACCCCAAGAGCCAGUCCUACUCAUACUGGUUACACUCCGGUUAUGGUAGGAACUCCGAGAACUCAGAACCAGGAAGCACACAGAAUGGCAGCUGGGAGCUCCCCUAGUCAUAAUUCAACUACUGAGCGGGACACAUCUAAUGAGGAAGAGAAAGGGAUUUCCUUUUCGGUGCCCGGGGCUUCAGACUGCCUCCACUCCUCUGGGGACUGUGUUCAAUUCCAGAUCAAGAAAGAAAAGUGGAGCAAAUCACAAGAAUACUUUUCCACACUGCCACUAGACACGGACACCUCUGAAUCCUGCAGUGUUUACACUUCGGAGAAACUGAACUUCUUAUAAAACUUUGAGAAUUGGAGCUAAAAAUAUUGGAAGAAGAAAUGUAAGGCAAGGAGAAACCCCAGUAUACGUUUCUCAGGUGGAUUGAAGCUGUUGUGGAAAAGAAAGACCUCACCUGUGCCUUUUGCCUAGUUUUAAUGGUUUGGUAUCAAUACUGCAUGCCAUUUUUUCAUGUCAUUUUUCUGAAGCAUGAGUUGAGCAUUAGCCUUCCUGUCUCAUAUUACAUAUUUCUUGAAACUGUUGAUGGUGCUCCUGAAAGCUCCUGCUGUUACCUACCUCCAGUCCCUCAGGACCAAUAUUAUCUGCACUGUAUUUGCCGAGUGUUGGUACGUGUAUGUUUGUGAUAGUAAUGUAAUCUCUAGGACUACAUAGAAAUUAGACUGGUGAUACGAAAGUUUGAAAAAGGGAAUUUUUAAGUACUGUACAGUAAUAGUGAGUUAGAUGACGUGUCCAUCCAUUAACCAUUCCUAACUGCAACAACAAUUAAUUAUGUCUGUCCUGCAGUUCAGUGGUUUUUGCAAUGAAAUAGUAUAUUUACCCUUGAGGUAAUUGUAGUAAUAGUUAUGUUAAAUGUAACAUGUUCCACCAAAUAUUGCAAUAGCCUAUUAAUCUGUAAACUUUGUGUACAGUAUAUCUUAUCACCAAAUCUUUCUAGUGACAAAAGAGGUUGGACUGCUGCUUCUGAUAUUUUUAGAUCAAAAUGUCAUCUCUCAAACAAUAAAAUGUAUCUUUAACACAUUUGA